AUGUCUAAAUGGUCUGCACCUAAAGACAGUAACAAUAAAAUACAAUGGCGAACUAUUAAAAGCCCUAAUCUGAAGACGAAUAACAUCGUGACCGAAGAUGUGAUACUUAAUGGAAAGCCCUAUCUAAGUAUCACCUGGUCUCAUGUGAAGAAAAUAGAAGACUUUAAAAUAUAUCCAGACCCGGAGCUGUUCAACAAGGGGUUUACAUUAGCAACCAGAGGAAUCUUUAGUGUUCUGGUCAUACAGGGUAGGAACAUCCCAACAUGGCUGAACAAAGACGAAAUCCAUGUUUACGUUGGGAAAGUUUCUUGUAACGUUCUGGACACGACCGAGAGCACCAUCACAUGCAACGCUACGUCCAUUGUAAACAACAUUGAGAACAGCUGCAACACAAGCAGCACCAACCAAGCUUAUGUAUAUGGAACUACCACUGCUGCACUAAAUCCGGUUGGGGCUACAGAGCGUAUUUUACCAAAAGUUAGGAUUGUCUUUACCCACAUUACGGUUGAAGACAAUUCGAACACAGUCAUCAUCAUUAGCGUCAUCACGAUCGUCGCUGUGGUUGUCCUAGCUCUUGUGGUUUAUCUUCGAAUUUCACGUUUACGGGCUAAAAACAACACCAGCAUGAAAGCUUUGGACGAAGGUGUGGAAUCCGUGUCCCAGAGCAUCGACCUGAAGGGUUUUGUCCAAGAGGCUGUGAUGAUGCGAGAGUUCCAACACCCCAACGUCCUGGGACUGGUUGGUUUGUCAGAGAAAGAGCCGGGCGUGCCCUUCGUUGUGCUGCCUUUUAUGGAGAACGGUGACCUCCUGACCUACGUCCGUGACCCCGAUAAGUCUCUGAAGUUUUCUGAUGCCCUGAAGUACGGGGCAGAUAUCGCUAGCGGCAUGGCGUACCUCAGUAUCAGAGACUUUGUUCAUAGAGAUCUGGCUGCCAGAAACUGUCUUCUAGAUGACCGCCUACGUGUUAAGAUUGGAGACUUUGGCCUGUGCCGAUCAGUGUACGGCUCUAGCUACUACACCAGCACCAACAGAACAAUGUUACCCAUACGUUGGAUGGCUCCAGAAAGUAUUGAGGUUGGCUGCUACUCUACCAAGUCGGACGUUUGGUCAUUUGGUGUCGUCAUGUGGGAGUUGUUGACCCGUGGGCUGAUCCCCUACCCUGGUCUACAGAACUCUGAAGUCCACGGCUAUCUGCAGCAGAGUCGUCUGGCUAGGCCGCACUUCUGCCCAAUCAGGCUGUAUGAAGCUCUUUUGUACUGUUGGCAAGUUGAUCCGGGUCUAAGGCCGAAUUUUCAGUCUCUCCAAGAGUUUCUACGAUUCCUGUUCAGAAGCAUUAGUAGAGCAAAUGACAAAUGCAGAGAUUGUAUAGAUACGUUGCAAAGAGGGAAAGACCCACAGGGACAACGUCCUCAGAAUCUAACUAUCCCCCAGACAGAACUAAACACACCAUGUUCUGGUAUCUGUUUGAUGAACAAAUCAUUUGAUGCGGAAAUUAUUAUACCGGAAUGCAGAUGCCUUUUCGAAAAUAUUGCUGAAAGUACCAACAGAGAUAAUUUAGCUAAAGCAGAAAAUAUGGAAUACAUUCAGCCUAAAGAUGAUUGGAAUUAUUUGCUAGAAUUACUUCACCAGGAAAUGCCAGCAUCUGAAGAAAUAGGCGGUUCUUACAUUGAUGUAAUUGAUAAUUAUGAAGAAAUAGGCGGUUCUUACAUUGAUGUAAUUGAUAAUUAUGAAGAGAUCACAACCACAAUGUAAUAGAAUAUGUAUACAUGUAUAAUAUGUAUAACUAUGUGAAAUAUAUAUAAAAUAAUCUGUAGAGGCAAAGUGUAAAUAAUUUCUUAUUGUCACCACCAACUUUUGACAAUAUUGAUUUCAAAAGCGCAUUUAUAUUAAAUAUAAUUUUUUUAUAAUCUAUGUUUAUACAAUAAUUCUUCUCAGUUCUUGGGACUAAAAUUCAUUUAACGUUUACGAAGAAACAAUGAUGUGAAGAU
This is a messenger RNA of Physella acuta, 1988 nucleotides long. Its product is annotated as ephrin type-B receptor 1-B. Gene Ontology annotation, biological process: protein phosphorylation; positive regulation of kinase activity; nervous system development. Gene Ontology annotation, molecular function: ATP binding; transmembrane receptor protein tyrosine kinase activity. NCBI's taxonomy places the organism in Eukaryota, Metazoa, Mollusca, Gastropoda, Physidae. The record is from RefSeq and is a predicted model, not a curated record. Gene Ontology annotation, cellular component: plasma membrane; signaling receptor complex.